Molecule: messenger RNA, 1384 nt
Organism: Leguminivora glycinivorella
Lineage: Eukaryota; Metazoa; Arthropoda; Insecta; Lepidoptera; Tortricidae
Product: golgin subfamily A member 6-like protein 22
Exons: 1
Coding region: 127-1362 (411 amino acids)
Source: RefSeq, a predicted model, not a curated record
GGUUUUAGACACGCCGCAGACUGAAAAAGAAGCUAAAGACAAAAAUAUAGAACUUGUUCAAGCCGAACACAUAAAAGAAAAUAAGGAUGAACUAUCAACUCAGAAAAAAAGGUAACGCAACAAAGUAUGCAAGCACAACAAGAAAUAGAAGCUGUGAGUGAGGUAAAGGAAAUGUCAGAAAUUGAUGUUGUUAAUCAAGAAGAAAAACAAAAAUCAGAGCAAUUAGAAGAGAAUAUUCAACAAGUAGAGUUUGUUGAAGAAAUUUCCAAAAUAGAAACGAAAGAAGACUUGAAAGUAGAAGAAAAGAAAACUCUGCCUGAAGAAAAUAAUGUAGAGGUGAAGAGUGAAGAAAGUAAAGGGGAUGACACUAAACUUAAAGACGCAAGAGGAGUGACGAUUGAGGGGCAAGAAAUUGACAAGGCUGAGCUGGACAAAAAACAAGAGGAAAAAGAAGCAAAAUCGAAACAAAUAGAAGAAGCAAAGGAGGAUCUACUACAGAAACAGGAAGAAGAAAAAGAAGCUAAACUUAAGGCAAAACAAGAAAAGAAAGAAGCUAAGCUUAAAAAGAUACAAGAAGAUAAAGAAGCGAAGCUCAAAAAAGAACAGGAAGAACAAGAUGCUAAACUCAAACAGGAACAAGAAGACAAUGCGGCACAACUCAAGAAAGAGCAAGAUGCAAAGCUAAUUGCUGAAGAAGAAGAACAGAAGCAGGCCACACUGAAAGAACAAGAAACGGACUCAACAGCAAAGCAAGAUCAAAAUGAUGCUCUGUUUCCAGAAGAACAAAAAGACAACAAAGAUAGCCUUCACAUUGCGCAAGAAAAUAUAGAUGUUAAACUCGAACAGGAACAAGAGAGAGAAGAAAAGACUGAAUUACGAAACCUUCACGAAGAACCAGAGCAACUAGGGAGAUCAAUAAAACAGGAGCAACAAGAAUAUGCAGCUGAUCUUCACACGGAAGAGAAAAAAGAAUCAGCAGAGGUCAAACUCAAAAAUGAUUCCGAAGACAAGAUUAAAAAUGAACAAAAAGUAAGUGAAAUUACUGCACAGAAAGAAGAAGAGGAACAAAAAGAACCCAAAACACAAGAAGAGAAAACAGUGCAUGAAUUGACAAAAGCACAAGAAGAAAAAGAUUCUUUAGCUAAAGCAGAAAAUGAAACAAAAGCACCUGUCAAAAAAGACACGGAGGAACAAGAAACCGGGCUGAAACUAAAAGAAGAAGAAAGCGAGGCAGAACUCAAAAAAGAACAGAAAGAUAAAGCUGAAAUUGAACAAGAAACGAAUGAAGUGAUUGUUAAAAAGGAACAAGAGAAGCAAAAAGCCAAGCUUAAAGACAAGAAAGAACAAAGGAAACGGAAAUAAAAGUGCAAGAGGAAGAAGAUGC